This is a messenger RNA of Camellia sinensis, 547 nucleotides long. The record is from RefSeq and is a predicted model, not a curated record. Lineage: Eukaryota; Viridiplantae; Streptophyta; Magnoliopsida; Ericales; Theaceae.
CCAUUUUUUUCCCAACAAUUAGCUGUGAAUUUCAACUUAUGUGUCAUCUUCAAGUUCUCUCUCUCACUCAUGAUAAACCAAUAGGAACCCUUCUUCAUCAGCUAUUUGUAAUGCAGCAAUAGAAUGGAUGUUCAAAUGCACGAGAAGCUCUAUUUCCUCUCAUCAUUAUCAUCAUCAUCUCUCAACAUGUUUUCCCCACAUAUCUGCACAUCACUUCUCUUCAUUUACGUAGCAACUUUUGCCUCUGCAGCCACUCAUCUCCCUCCUGAUGAAGUGGAAGCUUUGAAGCAAAUUGGAAAGACAUUGGGAAAGAAGGAGAACUUCAGUGGAGAAGCAGAUCCAUGCAGGUGGGCUGAAGGGACUGAGAAUAAUGUCACCUGUGUAUUGCUCCUCCACCAUCUUGUUGGAUAUACCUCCUUAUUGAACUGUGAGACCCAACUAAUUUUGAAAAAAGAGUUUAAUUUGAUUUAGUCACAUUACUAUGAUGUAUGUCUUUCUCUUCCCUCUCACCCUUUUCAUACUUUUUAAAUUUUAUUAUUUUAUUUUA